Molecule: messenger RNA, 1291 nt
Organism: Pistacia vera
Lineage: Eukaryota; Viridiplantae; Streptophyta; Magnoliopsida; Sapindales; Anacardiaceae
Product: patatin-like protein 2
Exons: 7
Coding region: 101-1291 (396 amino acids)
Biological process (GO): lipid metabolic process
Molecular function (GO): monoacylglycerol lipase activity; glycerophospholipase activity
Source: RefSeq, a predicted model, not a curated record
UGCUAAAAUCUUCAAAACUUUCAUUAAUUAAUUAAGUACCCUCUCUUUAAUCGAUCCCUUCGCCUAUUCCUUUCUGCAUUAAUUGCCUUAUUAAUUUCACAUGGAAACUCCAAAAUCACCCCUACAGCCUCCAACUUAUGGAAACCUGAUAACUGUUCUCAGCAUUGAUGGAGGUGGAAUUAGAGGGGUUAUCCCGGCAACUAUCCUUGCCUUCUUAGAGUCCGAGCUUCAGAAACUGGAUGGUGAGGAAGCAAGACUUGCGGACUACUUUGAUGUGAUUGCUGGAACUAGCACAGGUGGCCUCGUAACCGCCAUGCUAACAGCUCCAAAUGAACAAAACCGUCCUUUGUUUGCUGCCAAAGAUAUCAAGGACUUCUAUCUAAACCAUUGCCCCAAAAUCUUCCCCCAACAAAGUUGUCCCUUCGCUAACGCUACAAAGCUGCUCAAAUCGCUUACUGGACCAAAAUAUGAUGGCAAAUAUCUGCAUCGCCUUGCGAAGGAGAAAUUAGGAGAUAAUAGAUUGCACCAGACGUUGACAAAUGUUGUGAUACCAACUUUUGACAUCAAGAAACUCCAACCAACCAUCUUUUCCAGCUAUGAGGUGAAGAAAAGCCCAAGCAUAGAUGCCUUACUUUCUGAUAUUUGCAUUGGCACUUCAGCUGCCCCAACUUAUCUUCCAGCCCAUCAAUUUGAAACUCAUGACCCAAAAGGAAAUGCGAGACGAUUCGAUCUCAUCGAUGGUGGAGUGGCGGCUAAUAAUCCUACUUUAGUCGCUAUAAGCGAGGUAACCAAAGAAAUCACUCGAGGGAGUUCUGAUUUCUUUCCUAUAAAGCCAAUGGACUACGGUCGGUUUUUGGUGAUAUCAUUAGGGACUGGUUCACCAAAGACGGAAGAGAAGUACGAUGCUCAUAAAGCGGCAAAGUGGGGUCUGUUGGGAUGGUUGACCAGUGAAAGUUCGACUCCAUUGACCGAUGUGUUUAUGCAAUCUAGCGGCGACAUGAUAGACUUUCACAUAUCUAACCUUUUUAAAGCCCUUCAUUCCGAAGAAAGUUAUCUUCGAAUUCAGGAUGAUACCCUAACCGGAAACGAGUCUUCCGUGGAUAUAGCCACCAAAAAGAACUUGGAGAGUCUUGUGGGACUUGGUGAAAGACUACUGAAGAAACCAGUUACAAAGGUUAAUUUUGAGACUGGAGUCUGUGAGCCUUGUCAUAAGGGUACCAAUGAAGAGGCCCUCAUAAGGUACAUAACUUUUAUUUGCAGAAAUUCUCUCCAAGGAGAAGCGAACUCGUGA